Molecule: messenger RNA, 2250 nt
Organism: Pecten maximus
Lineage: Eukaryota; Metazoa; Mollusca; Bivalvia; Pectinida; Pectinidae
Exons: 2
Coding region: 22-1194 (390 amino acids)
Source: RefSeq, a predicted model, not a curated record
ACAGAAUAGAUCAUCCUUAAAAUGGAAACUAACAAAACCAAAACAAAAUCAAACUCUCCACUUGAUGCUGCAGUCUCCCAAAAUACACACGUACUCACCACACACAUCUCUCAUACAGGGUCUGCCAUCUUAAAUACACACGUACUCACCACACACAUCUCUCAUACAGGGUCUGCCAUCUUAAAUACACACGUACUCACCACACACAUAUCACAUACAGGGUCUGCCAUCUUAAAUACACACGUACUCACCACACACAUCUCUCAUACAGGGUCUGCCAUCUUAAAUACACACGUACUCACCACACACAUCUCUCAUACAGGGUCUGCCAUCUUAAAUACACAUGUACUCACCACACACAUAUCACAUACAGGGUCUGCCAUCUUAAAUACACACGUACUCACCACACACAUAUCACAUACAGGGUCUGCCAUCUUAAAUACACACGUACUCACCACACACAUCUCUCAUACAGGGUUUGCCAUCUUAAAUACACACGUACUCACCACACACAUCUCUCAUACAGGGUCUGCCAUCUUAAAUACACACGUACUCACCACACACAUCUCUCAUACAGGGUCUGCCAUCUUAAAUACACACGUACUCACCACACACAUCUCUCAUACAGGGUCUGCCAUCUUAAAUACACACGUACUCACCACACACAUCUCUCAUACAGGGUCUGCCAUCUUAAAUACACACGUACUCACCACACACAUAUCACAUACAGGGUCUGCCAUCUUAAAUACACACGUACUCACCACACACAUAUCACAUACAGGGUCUGCCAUCUUAAAUACACAUGUACUCACCACACACAUAUCACAUACAGGGUCUGCCAUCUUAAAUACACACGUACUCGCCACACACAUCUCUCAUACAGGGUCUGCCAUCUUAAAUACACACAUACUCGCCACACACAUCUCUCAUACAGGGUCUGCCAUCUUAAAUACACACGUACUCACCACACACAUCUCUCAUACAGGGUCUGCCAUCUUAAAUACACACGUACUCACCACACACAUCUCUCAUACAGGGUCUGCCAUCUUAAAUACACACGUACUCACCACACACAUAUCACAUACAGGGUCUGCCAUCUUAAAUACACACGUACUCAUCACACACAUCUCAUACAGGGUCUGCCAUCUUAAAUACACAGGUACUCACCACACACAUCUCUCAUACAGGGUCUGACAUCUUAAAUACACACGUACUCACCACACACAUCUCUCAUACAGGGUCUGCCAUCUUAAAUACACACGUACUCACCACACACAUCUCUCAUACAGGGUCUAGCUGCCAUCUUAAAUACACACGUACUCACCACACACAUCUCUCAUACAGGGUCUAGCUGCCAUCUUAAAUACACACGUACUCACCACACACAUCUCUCAUACAGGGUCUGCCAUCUUAAAUACACACGUACUCACCACACCCAUAUCACAUACAGGGUCUGCCAUCUUAAAUACACACGUACUCACCACACACAUCUCUCAUACAGGGUCUGCCAUCUUAAAUACACACGUACUCACCACACACAUCUCUCAUACAGGGUCUGCCAUCUUAAAUACACACGUACUCACCACACACAUCUCUCAUACAGGGUCUGCCAUCUUAAAUACACACGUACUCACCACACACAUCUCUCAAAAAGGGUCUGCCAUCUUAAAUACACACGUUCUCACCACACACAUCUCUCAUACAGGGUCUGCCAUCUUAAAUACACACGUACUCACCACACACAUCUCUCAUACAGGGUCUGCCAUCUUAAAUACACACGUACUCACCACACACAUAUCACAUACAGGGUCUGCCAUCUUAAAUACACACGUACUCACCACACACAUAUCACAUACAGGGUCUGCCAUCUUAAAUACACACGUUCUCACCACACACAUCUCUCAUACAGGGUCUGCCAUCUUAAAUACACACUCACCACACACAUCUCUCAUACAGGGUCUGCCAUCUUAAAUACACACGUACUCACCACACACAUCUCUCAUACAGGGUCUGCCAUCUUAAAUACACACAUUCUCACCACACACAUCUCUCAUACAGGGUCUAGCUGCCAUCUUAAAUACAAACGUACUCACCACACACAUCUCUCAUACAGGGUCUGCCAUCUAAAUGACUAUUAUCAAACCCUCCACUUGAUAUCAUUUUCACUGGUGGAGGACAAGAUGUCGGCUAUGAAUCCUCUUCUUACUGUCUCUAUAAAUAGAUAAUAAUUUAAUCAGAGUAAUUACUUUU